Messenger RNA from Talaromyces rugulosus, 1125 nucleotides. RefSeq lists its product as uncharacterized. The coding region runs from base 1 to 1125 and encodes 374 amino acids. Lineage: Eukaryota; Fungi; Ascomycota; Eurotiomycetes; Eurotiales; Trichocomaceae. The transcript has 2 exons. The record is from RefSeq and is a predicted model, not a curated record.
AUGUUUCGCUCCCAGUCCAUCCUCGCACUAUCAGCUGUCUUUGUAGCUGGUUUACUCUGGAGAAAACUCGCAUCAAACACACUCAAUGACGAGAGACUCCAGAAAUACUAUCUGCUAGACUUUGCCCCGGCAUUCCUUGCCGUACUCUCCGCCCGGAUGUUAUCAAACUAUCUUUCUCGCGAUGAUGCGGAUGACAAAAGACUGUAUGGUCUAGAACAUGCAGUUCUCAAUAUAGCUGAUGUGCCGCCGAAAGAAAUGUGGAUGAACAUGGGCUAUUGGGAGAACGAAUCAACCUUUUCAUCGGCAUGCCGUGCGUUGCUGGCGCAGACUCUUCAACACGCUGGCAUCCUCGUUCGAGAUCAAAGUGGUGCUGUCAGACGCUCAGCUACGACGGUUAAUCUCGUCGACGUCGGGUUUGGCUGUGGCGACCAGACGCUGUAUCUCACGCGCGAGCUGUUUUCAGGGGAGAAUUCCGAAGAGCGCCGUCCGAUAGUGGAAAACUACAUUGGAAUCACAAUCAACAAAGCCCAGGCUGCGUUUGCUCUGGAUCGCUUAGAGAAAAGCGAUGAAGCGACAGAUGUGCCCAGCACGACACACAUCUUUUGCGCAGACGCAGCAAAUCCCGCCGAAUGGCCAAGUUCUCUCAAGAAAAAUCUUUCACGUGUAUGCUCUGUAGGUAAUGACCGUGCCUCGACAUGGUUUCUCGCUCUCGACACACUAUAUCACUUCCAACCCUCGCGCCAACGCAUUCUGUCCCACGCACGCAACGAGCUGCACGCGUCGCUGAUGGCAUUUGAUCUGCUGCUCUCCGACUCGGCGUCCUGGUGGCAGCGACUCAUCCUCCGAGCAAUAUGCCUUGUUGCAUCGACCCCGUAUACAAACUUCGUCUCGCGCGCCGAGUAUAUAGACACGCUGGUUCAAGCUGGGUAUGCGCGGGAUCGGAUCGAGGUGAAGGAUGUGUCGGAGCAUGUGUUUUCGGGGAUUGCGGCGUAUAUGCAGCAGCGCGAGGAGCAGUUGAGGCCAUUGGGAAUGGGUUUGGGUAAGUUGAAGGGGGCAGGGAAGGUGUUUGGGUGGUGGGCGAGGAGUGGUGUUGUUAGGGGGGUUAUUGUGGUUGCUCGAGUGUAG